CCUUCCAUUUUUUCCACAUACAGUGUUACAAUACAUUGCUCGAUCCCCCUCCCUUUCCUAAUCUCCUCUCUCUCUCUCUCUCCUCAUCCAUCCCCGGCUCCCAUGUAUUCCCCUGCAGAUAUCACAAGCUCCUGCUGCUGCCGCACCUGCGCCUGCACCUGCAGCUUCUCCAGCUGCAGUGGAAACAGCUGCUAAAUUCCCCCAUGAGCCUCUGCUUUCCUGCUCCCUCUCUCUAGAUCGACUUUCUUGGAACCCCAGCACCAACACACAAGAACAACCGACUACAGUGGUACUAGAUUACCACUUGUGCACAUAUACUGGUCACAUAUAGUACCAGUAGCCUGUGAUCGAUCGAUGCGCAGGUGAGCCGCCGCCGCUCGCUCGCUCGCCGCGGCUAGCUGCAUCUCUGGCUUGCUACAUAUGGAGGAUCUGUACAGCAUCCACCCGGGGAUCUCGCGGGUCGGCGGCGCGGCGAGCGAGGCGUCCGGCGUGGUGCUAGGCGGGCCCUCGCCGUCGGAUCUGACGGAGCUCAUGAAGGCGCAGAUCGCCAGCCACCCGCGCUACCCUACCCUCCUCUCCGCCUACAUCGAAUGCCGCAAGGUUGGGGCGCCUCCGGAGGUGGCGUCGCUGCUGGAGGAGAUCGGCCGGGAGAGGCGCGCCGGCGCCGGGGCGAUCGGCGUCGACCCCGAGCUCGACGAGUUCAUGGAGUCAUACUGCCGUGUGCUGGUGCGGUACAAGGAGGAGCUUUCGCGGCCGUUCGACGAGGCCGCGUCGUUCCUCAGCAGCAUCCAGACGCAGCUCAGCAACCUCUGCAGCGGCGGCAGCUCGCCGGCCGCCACCGCCACGCACUCCGAUGAAAUGGUGGGUUCUUCUGAUGACGAGCAGUGCUCUGGGGAAACCGAUGGGCUCGACAUAGGCCAAGAGCACAGCUCCCGCAUAGCUGACCAUGAACUGAAGGAAAUGCUUCUCAAGAAGUACAGCGGCUGCCUCAGUCGACUCCGGUCUGAGUUUUUGAAAAAGAGGAAGAAAGGGAAGCUGCCAAAGGAUGCACGGACAGCGCUCAUGGACUGGUGGAACACGCAUUACCGCUGGCCAUAUCCUACAGAAGAAGAUAAGGUGAGGCUCGCAGCGAUGACCGGUCUCGACCCGAAGCAGAUCAACAACUGGUUCAUCAACCAGCGGAAGCGACACUGGAAGCCGUCCGAGGACAUGCGGUUCGCACUCAUGGAGGGUGUCACGGGUGGAUCAUCUGGGACGACGCUCUACUUCGAUACAGGCACAAUUGGACCGUGAAUUGGUGCAUAGAAUUCUUCAAGAAAUUUGGCCAGACCAAUCAGUACUAGACCUGGUGCAUGAUGAUGAUCAAACCUACCGGGCCAAAAUCGUUCAGGUCAAUCAACUGCCUAGCUCAUUAUUUUGCUAGUGCGAGAACGUGUAUAUGGCAUCGUACCAAAACAAAUUGUAUAAGCGAUCUCAGGAUGGAGACCUUGAAAAGCUGUUAUUAGUUGUUCAAUUUGUGUUGAUCGCUCAUGGAUUAUAUGUAAUAAUCUGUGUUUAUACUGGCUACCCAAUUUAACUGUUAGAUAGGGCCGAUGACUUAUAAAGUUAACUUUACUUGUACUGAAAGAGCUGUCUAUUAUGUUGAUUAUGAUUGCGCAUGUAGGUGCCAUUUUCCUACUA
Molecule: messenger RNA, 1680 nt
Organism: Brachypodium distachyon (stiff brome)
Lineage: Eukaryota; Viridiplantae; Streptophyta; Magnoliopsida; Poales; Poaceae
Product: homeobox protein knotted-1-like 1
Exons: 5
Coding region: 421-1293 (290 amino acids)
Biological process (GO): regulation of DNA-templated transcription
Cellular component (GO): nucleus
Molecular function (GO): DNA-binding transcription factor activity, RNA polymerase II-specific; DNA binding
Source: RefSeq, a predicted model, not a curated record